AUGUCAUCAAAGACAAAGAAGAAGUCUGCUGGCACAGAUCUGAAAACCCAGGCCGACGCUGUGCCUACUUCCUCUGCAAAGAAAGUGAAGGUGCCCAAGAGCUUCAUCGCAAGACCUUCAGAUACGAAGAAGCACACUACUGUGCAUUUGCAGUCUCAGAUAGCGGAAGCCUUAGAACUUACCAAGGGUCAAUUUGUUGUUGUUUCAAAGGAAGGCGCUGGAGCUGUCGUUGCAAUUCUUGAAGUGGACGAUGAUUGUGAAUCAAACGUGUUGAAGGUUCCACAGGCUCUUCGAGAGUUAGCUGGGAUCCUCCUAGGUGAUAGACUACAGAUAUCAAAGAAAACUUCCCAGCCGACUUAUGCUAAGGAAGUUGUGUGCUGUAUCGAGAACGGCGCAAAGUGGGACGAAAUUUCCAGUGCUGUGAAGCAAGGUGUUGCUGAUGUGGGUGUCUUUCAGCCAGGACUUAAGCUAAUGGUGAAGGGUAGAGCGGUGACAAUUGCAGGUGCCGCAGACAACACCGGAUCGGUGGAUUCAAUCACAUCUAAAAUCUCACAAAUGACGCUAGAAUCAUCUGUUGAUCUGUCGUUGGUUUCCCCAGCAUACUUAUUUCACUCGUCCAUGACAUUGAAAGCGACAACAGAUGGCUUCGACUAUUCUUUGUAUCCUCGAGUCCCACGUCCUCUUUCACUCGACCAUGUUGGUGGCCUCUCGAAAGCUAUCUCAUUGCUUCAGUCUACUGUCAAAUUACCGCUUCAUCACCCCACCCUCUUUUCUGAUUUUGGGAUAUCUCCUCCGAGAGGAAUACUUCUUCAUGGUCCCCCAGGAACAGGGAAAACUAUGCUUCUUAGGUGUGUGGCUUAUGAGUGUGGUGCUCAUGUACUCAUGAUAAACGGGCCUUCUGUCGUCUCCAAGUACUUGGGUGAGACCGAGAAUACCAUCAGGGAAUUAUUCGCAGAAGCAGUCAAGUACCAACCCUCUAUUAUUUUCAUGGAUGAAAUUGAUUCUCUAGCUCCCAAAAGGGGAUCUGAUGAUGCGGGAGAAACGGAGUCAAGAGUUGUAGCUACAUUACUAACCAUGAUGGAUGGAAUGGGUGAUUCGGGAAGAGUUGUUGUGGUAGGAGCUACAAAUCGACCAAACCUGAUUGAUCCUGCUCUUCGAAGACCAGGCCGCUUUGACCAGGAAGUAGAGAUUGGUAUUCCAGAUGCAGAAGCUAGAGCAGAUAUUCUUUCCAAGCAAUUGGCUCGCAUAAAACCCGAGAAGUGUAAUCUUCUGCCUGAUGACAUAAGCGACAUCGCUUCGAAGACACACGGCUAUGUUGGAGCUGACUUGGCUGCUUUAUGUCGAGAGGGUGUCAUGAAGACUAUCGCAAGGGGACUUACAGGAAGCCUGGCACCAGUUCGAAUUGGCAAUAUUGCGACUUUGGACUUGACAAAUGUAAAUCAUAUUGAUUCCACGAUCAAAAUUGAAAAGGCAGACCUUGAAUCUGCCCUUAUUGAUGUCAGACCUUCAGCCAUGCGUGAAAUAUUCCUCGAAAUGCCGAAGAUUUCAUGGGAUGAUAUCGGUGGUCAGCAUGAACUCAAGCAAAAACUCACUGAAGUCGUCCAACUACCGUUGGAAGCCGCCAAUACAUUUUCAAGUUUAGGAAUCUCAGCACCAAAGGGUGUCCUCCUAUACGGACCUCCUGGGUGUUCCAAAACCCUUACCGCAAAGGCAUUAGCAAGUGAGUCCGGCUUGAACUUUUUAGCUGUGAAAGGUCCUGAAAUCUUCAACAAGUACGUGGGUGAAAGUGAGCGUACGAUUAGAGAGAUAUUCCGAAAAGCUCGAGCCGCAGCUCCCUCGAUCAUCUUCUUCGAUGAAAUCGAUGCCCUUGCAUCAUCCCGAGAAGAGGCUCUGACACUGGCGGCACAGCAUGUGCUAACAUCGCUCUUGAACGAGAUUGAUGGUGUAGAAGAACUCAAUGGCGUGGUGAUUGUGGCUGCAACAAAUAGACCGUCAGAGAUAGAUCCAGCACUUUUACGUCCAGGGCGUUUGGACAGGCACAUCUAUGUGGCCCCACCUGAUAAAGAGGCAAGGCUUCAUAUCUUGCAUCGUAAAUGCCAGAAAUUCGACAUUGAUAAUGCGGACAGCCUUUUUGAAGACCUUGCGGAAGCUACCGAUGGAUGCUCUGGUGCCGAAGUUGCCUUGUUAUGCCAAGAAGCUGGGCUUGCCGCUAUUAUGGAGAAUAAAGAGGCUCGAAAAGUUGAAGAAAGACACUUUCUUCAUGCCUUGAAAUCGAUCUCAAAGGGUAUUACGCCCGAGAUGCUAGAGUAUUACGAGGAUUUUUCUCAUAGAAGCGGCCUAUCAAUGUGA
Molecule: messenger RNA, 2349 nt
Organism: Candidozyma auris
Lineage: Eukaryota; Fungi; Ascomycota; Pichiomycetes; Serinales; Metschnikowiaceae
Product: AAA family ATPase AFG2
Exons: 1
Coding region: 1-2349 (782 amino acids)
Cellular component (GO): cytoplasm
Molecular function (GO): ATP binding; ATP hydrolysis activity
Source: RefSeq, a predicted model, not a curated record